CUUCAUUGGGCAACAACACAGACACGAUACUUAAUCCCAAAAUGAAAUUUUGAACCCUAACCCCUUCUUCUUCAUAGCCAUUAUCACAGUCUGACAGCCAUGAUGAAUAAAGCUCCUCAAUGAACAUGAACUCCUUCUUCUUCAUAGCCACAUCUCUUCUCACCUAAUCCCCAAGAUCAAAGAUCCUCUCAUCUCGCCGAUUCCACUCUCAUCUCGCCGAUUCCAUUGCCGAUUCCCAAUUGAGCUCUCGACCCUCAAAGAAACGAAGAAACAGAGAACCCAAACAGAGAGUGGACGCCCAAUAUUUUACUAUGAAUGUGCAUCAUGGUGGUUAUUUCACUCUUAAUCCUCAUCAGUACAUGGGAGGUGUAGUGGGAAUAGUGGACAAUUGUAAUGCUAAGAUGUGUUCGAAAUGUGAGAUUGAGUCUAUAUGUAAGCAGUUUGGGUAUACUUCUCUUAGCAAGUUGUGGUAUAGGAUGCCUGGUGUGAACCUUGAGAAUGCAUCGUUCCACAUGAUUGUGAAUAAUAAUGAUGCAAUGUUCAUGGCAGACUUGGUUGCAGGUUAUGGAGAGAUUGAUUUAUUUGUAGAGCAUCCAAUUGAUGAGCCUAUCGAGGUAGAAGUUGAAGAGAUCCAUUCUAGGAGUUUAGAGCUAGGUAAAGAACCUGUUAUUGUCACUAAUAGUGGUGAAAGUGACAGGGAAGAGGAAGAUGCAGCAUUAAUGCACCUCAAUCAAAAUUCUGAUGGUGGUGACAGUUGGGAUAGUGAUGAUGAUGUGGUUGAACAAGUGGAGCAAAUGGGUGUUGAGGUAAUGAACUCCGAUUAUGAGACUGAAGAGUUAUUAAGUCUUGAUGAAUCAUCUUCAUCAAAUGAUGAUGAUGAUGAUUGUGUUGAUAAUUCUAUUAGGUUGAGCAAUUAUCCCGUUUUUAAGCCAAUAUUGAAAGCUGAAAAUAUUAGGUUUGAGAAGGAUAUGCUUUUUAUCUCACCUAAGCAAUUCAAGGAUGCUAUCACUGAGUAUGCAGUUCAUGGAGGAUGGGGGAUCAGGUUUAAAAAAAAUGAUAAGAAAAGGGUUAGAGCUAUUUGCCAAGAAGGGUGCAAGUUUGUAGCUUACCUGGCAAAGAUUUCAAGGGAGAUGAGCUACCAACUCAAAACACUAAACUUGGAACAUACUUGUAGUAGGAGUUAUAAAAAUCCUAGGUGUACUUCUAAAUUCCUUGCCAAGAAGCUGGUGAAAAAAGUGAGGCGUCAUCCUGAGCUUAAGGUUGCAAAAAUUCAAGAUGCUGUGCAUGAAAAAUAUGUGGUCUAGAUAAGUGCCAGCAAAGCAAGUAGGGCUAGGGGUCAAGCUCAUGAAUUUGUUGAUGGGUCUUAAACAGAACAAUAUAACAAGCUAUGGGACUAUUGUGCAGAGUUAAGGAGGUCUAGUCCUGGUAGUAUAAUACUUAUGAAGGUACAAACCUUCAAUGAAGGUGAUUUAGCAGCUGAGAUGGAUUUGCUGCCUAGGAUGCCUUAUUUCCAAAGGUUGUAUAUGUGUCUAGAAGCUUGUAAGAGGGGAUUCUUGGCUGCAUGCAGGCCAAUUAUUGGUUUGGAUGCUUGCCAUUUGAAGACCAAGUUAGGUGGACACUUGAUUGCUGCAGUUGCUAGAGAUCCCAAUGAAAAACAUUUCCCUCUAGCAAUUGCAGUUGUAGAAGCUGAAACCAAGGAUUCAUGGACUUGGUUUCUAAAUUUGUUGCUUGCAGACAUAGGUGAAGCCAGGAGGUGGACAUUCAUAUCAGUCCAGCAAAAGGGAUUGGUGCAAACAUUUGCUGACAAUUGGCCACAAUAUGAACAUAGGAUUUGUUGUAGACAUUUGUACAAUAACUUGAGGAAGAAUCACCCUGGUGUUCUUAUUAGGGAGUUUUUCUGGAAAGCUGCAAAAGCAACAUAUCUCCAAGAAUAUGAGAGGGUCAUGAAUGAACUAAAAGAAAUUGAUGAAGGGGCAUACAACUGGUUGCAAGACCAUUCAACAACAAUCUGGUCUAGACAUAUGUUUCGUGGGGAUGCAAUGAGUGAUACGAUACUGAACAAUAUGUGUGAGAGUUUCAAUAGCAGGAUCUUGAAAUUUAGAAGGAAGCGCAUAAUUAGCAUGCUUGAGGACAUUAGAUUGUAUUUAAUGGGACGAUUUCAACUAAACAAGGAAACAAUCUUGAAAUUUGAGUCGGAGUUGUGUACUAAGGUUAAGAAGAGAUUGUACAAGGAGAAGCUUGGAAGUGGCAAGUGGCUAGCUUGUUGGGCUGGUCAUACCAAGUUUGAGGUCAAAAAUGGGGUUAAUAGCUUCAUUGUGGACUUGGCUGAAUACAAGUGCAGUUGUAGGAAAUGGGAGAUCACUGGUAUACCUUGCUGCCAUGCCAUUUCAUGUAUUUUUUUCAAUAGAGAAGAUGCUGAAAAAUAUGUAAAUGACUACUACAAAGUCAAUGCCUAUAAGGCAUGCUAUGAGCCAAUGAUAGAGCCAAUCAAUGGGCAGAACAUGUGGCAAUCAAAUGGACUUCCUUUUGUGCAACCUCCCAUUAAACGUAGACCACCUGGCAGGCCUAAAAAAAGUAGAGUAAAGGAACCUGAUGAACCAACCCGCCAUACCAAGCUUAGAAGAGUAGGAGUCCCUAAGAAGUGUAAGGCAUGUGGGAGGUUAGGCCAUAACAAAAGAAGUUGCAAAGGGGAGGUUGGAGGAAAUUCUUCACUUCCAGGAGCUACCAAAAGGCCAAAAAGGAAAAGAACCAACACCAAGAACGGGCAUGAGGGUGGUCCAAGUGGUGGAUCUCCCACUAUUGAACCAAAUCAGACAAGUGCACCACCUACCACCAGUGAAGCAGAAUUCCCUUGUGCACCAGCCAAUUCCAGACAAGUGCUACCACUUCCACUCCAACUAGAAACAGUUGUAGGGGUUCAACAAAGUCAAAAAAAAAAACAAUCACUGAUGAGACUCUAAGAGCCACUACAAAUGCAUCAAGGUAUAUGGAUGCAUUGAGGUUUAGAGAGAGCCAAUCCUUUAUGCAUGGCCCAGGAUUGUAAGCAGGAUGUACUAGAGAUAUUUUGUAGAGGAGAGCAGCUUAAUAUUAGAGGGUAGCUUAAUAUUUUGUUACUAGCUGGAACUUAUAUUAAGAUGAUUUUAAUUGAUGUUAAUGGCCUCCUUGAUUUUUGUAAGGCCUUCUUCACAUUUGUUUUAUAAUUGUGUUGACCAUUGGAAUGUCCUUAACUGUUUACAAGCUAGACAGUGGCU
Messenger RNA from Quercus robur (English oak), 3251 nucleotides. RefSeq lists its product as uncharacterized. Gene Ontology annotation, molecular function: zinc ion binding; nucleic acid binding. NCBI's taxonomy places the organism in Eukaryota, Viridiplantae, Streptophyta, Magnoliopsida, Fagales, Fagaceae. The record is from RefSeq and is a predicted model, not a curated record. The transcript has 5 exons. The coding region runs from base 1440 to 2960 and encodes 506 amino acids.